UUCCAGUUGCCAGUGCCUUCUUCUACACAGAAAUCGAAGAUAGAAUCUUUAGAAAAGUGUUCUCCAGUAAAAUGGAAGAACUCUGGAACAAAUGGGAGCUCCCAGUAAUGGUCUUAUCAAGCCUUCUUCUCCAGUUUGUUCUUGUUCUGUUUGGAAAUCGUAGGAAAUACCAAGGCAAGUGGUCUUCUUAUGUUGCCAUCCUUGUUUGGUCGACAUACCUAUUGGCUGAUUGGGUAGCCACAGUUGUCUUAAGCACACUCCUCAGGUCGGAAAGGAAAGAGCUGAAUAGUGAACUGGUUGUGUUUUGGACGCCAUUCCUGCUCUUGCACCUCGGUGGCCCAGAUACCAUCAGUGCCUACUCCUUACAGGACAACGAGCUUUGGUUGCGGCAUUUACUUGGCCUCAUUAUCCAGGUUGGAGUGGCUGCUUUUGUUUACACAAGGUUUCGAACAAAUUCCACUCUCACUUAUAUGGCCAUUCCUAUAUUCAUUGCUGGAAUUAUCAAGUAUGGAGAAAGGAUUUGGAUUCUCAGGGCUGCAACCAGAAGGCAAUUUAGAAAUUCCAUUUUUUCCACUGUAGAUCAAGCACCAGCUUCCAGCGCACGUCAAGCAUCAGCUUUAACAGUAGAUCACUCAACUACUAAAGUGCCACCACUAUUGGAUAAGUAUUUAGAGAGCAAAAAUGUUAUUAAAGAAGGCAGAUACAUCUACAGAGCAUUUUGCAUGUUUAAGACGUUCACACCACUCUUUUCAGAUCUCAACCUCAAGAUUCCCCCAGAUAUGACGGACAUCUUCAUACUGUUCGAAAAGUCUGCAGAAGAUGCCUUCAGAUUAGUAGAGGUUGAACUAGGGUUCCUGUAUGAUGUGCUCUACACUAAGAAAACUUCAUGGCAACAAUCUAUAGUGGGUAUAAUACUUAAUAGCAUCUGCUUAUUGUCCACUUUUAUGGCACUAAUUGCCUUCUCGAUCGAAGUUGGUAAGAGUGGCUACCCGAAAGUUGACAUAGCCAUAACCUACAUGUUGUUGGGUGGAGCAAUCUUUUUCAAUAUGUACUCAGCCAUUUCAAAAGCCCUCUCGAGCUGGACAAUCCUAUGGUUAACCAUUCCCAGAAGUAGGAUGUCUAAGUUUGUGUCUAAGUUUGUUGUCCAGGAUAUUAUUUCCUGGUUGGUGCAUAGGAAGGAUAAGAAACGAACACUCUACAUGGCGCAACACAGCUUGAUCGGCUAUUGUCUCCAGAGCAAGAAAAACAGAUUGACAUCGAUUGUGAGAUUUAUUGACACUGAAGACAUUUUAGGGAAGCUUGUGUUGACUUCUUGGAAGGAAGUGAAUCAUGAUGUCAGGAACUUCAUCCACCUUCAUCUUUUAGAGAAACAACACAAGUAUAGAUCAAGUGGGUUUCGAUAUGAAGUGCUCCUAGAUUUAUUGAGCAAGAAGGGAGAUGGAGUGCUUAGAGAAAAUGAACUUUUGGAGGAAUUCGAUUGGAGCAUCAAUGGAGUAGAAUUUAACCACUGCCUCCUUAUAUGGCACAUAGCCACAAAUCUUCUUUUUUACCAUGAUCAAGGAAGACAUUCAGAGUUUGGUUCACAUUGCCAAAUUAGCAAGCUCUUAUCUGAUUAUAUGAUGUACCUCCUCUUGGUGCGCCCAAAUAUGCUUCCUGAAGGGAUUGGCGAAUUGAGGAUCCAAGAAACUCGAAAAGAGGUAAAUGGUCUUUUUAUAAACGAGUCAUUAAGCAGGAGUGAAGUUGUUAAUGUUAUGUCUGGCCUCGACUUUGAAUUAGCCAUGGUGAUUCCUCAAAGUCCUAAUAAGUCCAAAUCAGUGAUAGCUGAAGGGUGUCAAUUGUUGCGCGGAUUGCAUGAGUUUGGGCAGUGGGAUCACAAUGACAAAUGGAAACUGAUAGCUGAUGUGUGGAUGGAAAUGCUGGCAUUUACUGCGGGCAAAUGUAAAUGGAGAGAGCAUGCAACACAGCUCAGGCAAGGUGGGGAGUUGCUCACUCACGUAGCCCUUCUCAUGGCACAUCUUGGCUUGACUAAACGAAUCAAGAUAGUGACGGACUAUUCCCACCGGUUAGUUCAUUUUGACAGUGCCCUUCUUGGCUGGAACUGGGAAGAACUUUCUCAGUUGCCUUAUUACCUGGCGUAAAAUCUUAAUUUGCCAGGGAUACAAUAAGCUACUGUUUUCAACGUUAGUUUUAUUAUAUUUUAAAUGAUUAUGUAAUUGUAUUAGGAGGCAAAUAUGGGGGCAAUCAGUUCAGUUACAUAUGAAAAAAUUUAUAAUAAGAUUGUACGAGUGCAAGAACAACUUCAAAGUGUAGACAACUCCAAAUGGAAAGACAGGUAGAGCGUCAGAGUUGCAUCCUAAAAAGCUCUACUUCAGCUUGUACAUUAUCCAGAAUGUUCUUUGGACAAAAGCCAUUUUGCCGCAUCCUCUUCACCACCAUUGCUACUACAUUAGCCAUCUUGUGUAUACAGAUAUCCUAACCCCACAUUUCCAAGUGCCUUCAUCAAAUCCGAUAACCCAGCAUCUUUGCAGUGGGCACUACAUUUGUUGUGACUCCAUACUUUAAUACAUUUGAUUUGUUUCCCAUCAUUAACAUUUUUUUUUCCUAAAACAACAAUCUCUACAUCAGAUGAGCUGAGCUCUAUUUUUGAGCUUCAUUUCCUUCUCCAAAACAGUUGGCCAUUUGAUUUUAAGACUAAAGAAUUACAGGUAAC
This is a messenger RNA of Rubroshorea leprosula, 2710 nucleotides long. NCBI's taxonomy places the organism in Eukaryota, Viridiplantae, Streptophyta, Magnoliopsida, Malvales, Dipterocarpaceae. The record is from the annotation of a GenBank genome assembly.